This is a messenger RNA of Arabidopsis thaliana (thale cress), 2907 nucleotides long. RefSeq names its product Tesmin/TSO1-like CXC domain-containing protein (gene SOL1). Gene Ontology annotation, molecular function: DNA-binding transcription factor activity. Gene Ontology annotation, biological process: regulation of DNA-templated transcription. Lineage: Eukaryota; Viridiplantae; Streptophyta; Magnoliopsida; Brassicales; Brassicaceae. Bases 196 to 2025 code for a protein of 609 amino acids. Gene Ontology annotation, cellular component: nucleus. The transcript has 10 exons. The record is from RefSeq and is marked reviewed.
UAUAGACAACAUAAAAGAGAAAGAGAGAGACAAAGACAAGUGUUGGGGUCACCUUUUGUGGUCUCUGUUGGAUUUGGUUUGGACUAUCUUCACGAGAUUAUCCUCAUCUUCCCGCUUCUUCUCUCCUUUGAAUCUUUCUUCGUUGUUCUUUCACUUUCUUAAAGAGGAUGUGAGAUUGUUUUUGGUAGUUAGAAAAUGGAUACACCGGAAAAGAGUGAAACCCAGAUCGGUACUCCAGUUUCUAAACUCAAAGUCGAGGAUUCACCAGUGUUUAGUUACAUAUGCAAUCUCUCACCAAUUAAGACUAUCAAACCAAUUCCAAUCACUUGUCCUUUAAGCUCUCUCAAUUACGCAUCUCCACCUUCUGUUUUCACUUCUCCUCACGCGGUUUCUCAUAAAGAGUCUCGUUUCAGAAGUCAAAAAGAUGUGUCUGCUUCUAAAGAAGUUGGAGAAGAAGAAGCUUUAGUCGGUAGCGAACCGGAACAAAGCUACAAGAAUGACUGCAAUACUCCUAGAGUUACCAAUGAUGUGAAAGACAAUGGUUGUGGGAAGGAUUUGCAGGUGAUGAUGGACAAUGUCAAGAAGAAAAGUGAUACUCCGGAUUGGGAAACUUUGAUUGCUGCUACAACAGAACUGAUUUAUGGCUCACCGAGAGAGUCAGAGGCUUUUAGUUGCUUGUUGAAGAAAACUUCAAACUCUGAAGCACGUCUACGUGGUAGUAUAACUGCAACAUCGGUGGCUGUUACGAAUACCGAUGUAGUCAACAAUGAAUCUGAAUCUGUUGAUGCUCUUUCGAUAUUGCACCGUGGUGUGAGAAGACGGUGUUUAGACUUUGAGGUUAAGGGGAAUAAUCAGCAAACAUUAGGAGAAUCUUCAUCUAGUUGUGUAGUACCUAGCAUUGGUCUGCAUCUUAACACCAUUGCAAUGUCCUCUAAGGACAAGAAUGUUGCUAAUGAGUAUUCAUUUUCCGGUAACAUAAAAGUCGGUGUGCAAAGUUCUCUGACUCCGGUGCUUCAUUCGCAGCACGACAUCGUGAGAGAAAAUGAAAGCGGGAAAGAUUCAGGACAAAUUAUAGAAGUGGUUCCAAAGUCUUUAGCUUCAGUAGACUUGACUCCAAUAAGCCCCAAGAAGAAAAGGCGUAAGUCCGAACAAUCAGGAGAAGGCGACUCGUCAUGUAAACGGUGCAACUGCAAAAAAUCCAAGUGUUUGAAGCUUUACUGUGAAUGCUUUGCUGCUGGAUUUUAUUGCAUAGAGCCAUGUUCAUGUAUAAAUUGCUUCAACAAACCUAUCCAUAAAGAUGUUGUCCUGGCUACUCGCAAACAGAUUGAAUCCCGCAAUCCACUUGCAUUUGCUCCUAAAGUCAUCAGAAACUCAGAUUCCAUCAUUGAAGUUGGUGAGGAUGCAAGUAAAACUCCAGCUUCAGCGCGACACAAACGAGGCUGUAACUGCAAGAAAUCAAACUGUCUGAAGAAAUACUGUGAAUGCUAUCAGGGCGGAGUUGGUUGUUCUAUAAACUGUAGAUGUGAAGGAUGUAAAAAUGCAUUUGGCAGAAAAGAUGGGUCUUUGUUCGAACAAGAUGAGGAGAAUGAAACAUCUGGCACACCCGGAACAAAGAAAACACAACAGAAUGUCGAGUUGUUCAAACCUGCAGCUCCACCUUCAACACCAAUUCCAUUUAGACAACCACUGGCGCAACUUCCAAUCUCAUCCAACAACAGACUGCUACCUCCACAGUCUCAUUUUCAUCAUGGAGCUAUUGGAUCAUCUUCCUCAGGGAUAUACAACAUCAGAAAACCAGACAUGAGUUUGUUGUCUCAUUCAAGAAUCGAGACAAUCACAGAGGAUAUUGAUGAUAUGUCUGAGAAUCUAAUCCAUUCUCCAAUAACUACUCUAUCUCCCAACAGCAAAAGGGUUUCGUUGUCUCAUCUUGAUUCACCAGAGUCGACUCCAUGGAGAAGAAAUGGUGGGGGGAGGAAUCUGAUACGUUCGUUCCCAACGUUUCCUUCUCUCACUCCACACCAUUAAAAUUCUUUGAAUGUCAACUUCUAGUUGGUAGUUUUAACUUACACAGACAACAUACGCAAACAUUUACAAGUUUAGUAGCAGUAUUGCGUUAGUUUUUACAAUGGUUGUGUAAUAAAAAUGUUAAGUCAUUUAUCAAUAUCUUGACAACAUUCCUCGUCUAAUAUCACAAAUGUAACCUUAUUUAUUCAACAAUUUUCAUGUAAAAACAAUCUUCACAAUUAAUAAUUUAUUGACUAACUAAUAAUAAUCUUGUUCAAAGAGGAUGACAAAAGAGAAAGAAAACCAAAAAACAAGCUGGUCGACUAAUUAAGUUGCACUAGACUUGGAACAUAAGACCACACAAUUGGGUAACACCUUCUGUCUGAUUCUCCAAGAUCCACUUCUUUCAUGGAUCCAUCCACUCCAAUGAUGUAAGCUAUGUAGCGCUGUAUUCUGUAGCCUUUAUCAAAAACAACAGCGACUUUCUUCUCCUCGUCAAUGAAGAAACUCCCCAAACAAAACUGAAACUGAGGGCCAAUGAGUUUUCUUAUACUCACUGAUAAGAACACCUUGCUGUUCCAAGACACCGCGUUGGGCUCAAUCUUAGACGUGACCCAGAUCUCCAUCAUUAAUGUAUCCCACGGCUGAUAUAAAACAGCAAGCUGCUCGUCUCUAACAUUGGAUACACUCAAAGCAUCUUCAGAUUCAACAAACUGAAACGGAAGAGGCAAAAGUGGUCCAAAUGUCUCUCUUGUGAAAUCAAAAGAGAGUAAGAAAAACUCUUCGUUUGUUUCACUUGUUUCGUAAUACUUCUCUUCAGCAACCCAGAAGGCAUUUCCCUUGAGAGACACGCCACUAUUAAUAGUCCCUAAUUGCCAGUCUGGAGUGACAUGAAAAACCCUC